AUACGGAUCCACCCUAUCUUUUAUAAGAAACUUCUGGAACCAGCACCUCUAGAUGCCGAGCUAGCAACGGAUAUAGAGCUCAAAGACGACGAGUACGAGGUUGAGGAAAUUAAGAACCUACGGAAAAUCGGUAGAAACCUGACGAACUGUAAGUCACUAGUACGUGAAUACCACCGGAAGCACCCGGAGAAGCGAGGGGCAACCCCUUAGGGAAAAGGAAGGAAUAAUUAAAGGAAGGAUUGAAGGAGUUAGCCUGUAACCAGUCCAGAUUAGCCGAUGGUUCAGAUAGCGGUGGUUCGACAAUAGGAAGGCCCGUACUAGGGGCAGAGUUCCCCUCGGCCUGCUCUUUCGCCCGAUCCUAAAGAUUUAAGAUGGCAAGAUCCCG
Molecule: messenger RNA, 385 nt
Organism: Bipolaris sorokiniana ND90Pr
Lineage: Eukaryota; Fungi; Ascomycota; Dothideomycetes; Pleosporales; Pleosporaceae
Exons: 2
Source: RefSeq, a predicted model, not a curated record